UUAAAAUCAAUUUUUUGUAGAGUUCGGGUUCGUGAAAGGAAUACCUUAAAAUCAAUAGAUAUGCAUACGCAUAUAAAUAGAGAAUGGCUGCUGUCAGAUUUUGCUCGACGAUUUUACUACGAAAGUAUUUUAACCGCAAUUAUUAUAUUAAAAUCUAUCAAUCUCAUCAAAUAAGUUACACAUUAUUUUAAAAAUAACGAGAAUAAAUUUUAAUCGUUUCUUUGAUCAUGAAAGGAGCAAAAAAGUUCAGCUGCUUUUUUGAGUCAUUUAACACAUGAUUUUUCUUAAUCGCCCCUAUAAACGGAAAAGAUUAUUUCACGAUUAGUUGGGACGAUAUUUUCCACUAUUUUGCCAACUGGUUUCCGCACUUUGUGAAGCUUCAAUUGAGCAUUAAAACCAUAAACCUUUGACAAAACAUAUCCCACUGGUUCGCGUAUCCGAAUCUUACUUUUUCACAUCGAUUUUACCUUCGAAAUUAAGAAUAAAGUGCAAUGCAAUGGACCGUCAAAUAAAUAUUAAAAAAAUUAGUUCCAAAACCGUCGGAUGCGAGUACGAAAGAGUGCGGCAGCGUUCGGGCUCGCUUUUGCUCUGCGUAACUCAACAUUAUCAGGGUGAAAGGCAUUUUUGAACUUUCAUUCCAAAAUUAAAGCACAGACUCGAAUUCAUUCCGAUGCUCCAAUGAAGAUAGAAACUUGAAAGCGACUCUGGCAGUUGGAUUCAUUGUCGUUUAAACUGCGCACUACCCCAUCAAAAAAUUGUGUACAUUAGGUGGCGAGUGCAUUGCAGUGUAGAACGUGGCAAGAGCUCUGCGGUCGCUAAACGUCAUCGAGUUUAAGGUUUUUCCCCACUGAUAAUCAGCAGGAACACCUUUGCCUCUGAUUCACAACGGACGAUGCUCGUGCGCAGUUGAAAAAUGAAUCUUUCGAAAAUUCGAGUUUAAUUCUAAGUCUCCUGAAUUCUAUCAAGUCCACGUAUUUGUUUUCAACCGACAAACGACAUUGGAAGAAUUAAAGCGAAAAAACAUGUUUGGACUGAAAACCCGAAAAGCUAUGAAAACAAAAUUGUUGUUCCAUGCCUGCAGUGCGAUGACGGAGUAAUAAAAUGAUACCAAUAUUUCGAAAGUGCGAGUCUCUUCGAAUGAGGAAUGCAAAUAAAUAAAAUUAUUGAUUCUUUGAGUACACACAGAACGGUUCGUUUCCUCGAUAGAGAUCGUGGGCUGCGAGCAUUAUUUGCCAACGCUUGGUCGCUGUGAUGACGACAAAAAAACGAGCGGUGUGACGUCGACGAGAGGAAAAAUCGUUGUGGGACUGGCAACGAGCGCACGAGUUCGUAUAGCAGGAAAUCUACAUAAGGCUUUAAAAUGUCAAGGGAAUGCCAAAAAGUGUUCAAAGCCAAUGGGAUCUUGGAGAGAAUAAGGGUGCUCUGUGAGAGUAGGAAAUUACGAAAUUCUGCGAUCCUGAACGUCGAGGAAAAACGAGUUACGAAAAGCUGCAAGCUAAUAUUCAGCGAACGACAAAUUCGAGUCGUGGAGAAAGUUAUUGUGGCCAAUACAGAAAUUUCGAGAUGUCAUUUGACUCCGGAAUUAAAAUUGCAUCUUCUGACACCCAAUUGUAGACUUUACAACGAACCAAUUACCCAAGAAACAUUCGCUCAUCCAUCCUCAGGGAAAAAUUAUGAGGAGCGAAUAUUUCACGAGCCAUUUUGGUCCAUCUAUUGGCCAGGGGGCCAAGCACUCACCAGAUUCAUUCUCGAUCAGGGAAUAAAUUUGCUGAAUAAAUCUCAUGGAGGGACGUCCUUUUUGGACAUUGGAUCCGGAUGUGGGGCAUCCGCUAUCGCUGCUAAAAUGAUCGGAGCUUCCAGAGCAGUUGCGAAUGACAUUGAUCAAGUUGCGUGUGUAGCUGCGAAUCUGAAUGCCUCAUUAAACGGUGUUGAAAUCGAGACAACCUCGAAAAAUCUCCUGGAAAAUCCUGCUCGUAACUACGGAUGUAGUUUCGACGUUAUAUUGCUCGGGGAUUUACUAUACGAUGACGAAAUGGCCGAGUCUCUGAUCCCCUGGCUCGAGGAAACUGUACGGGAAAAUCGAUCGAGAGUUUAUCUCGGAGAUCCAGGCAGACACGCUCUCACCGACACGUUGAAAAGACGCAUGGAAUUCAAACAAGAGUAUUCACUGCCUGGAAACGUGAGACGAGAAAAUUACGGUUACGACUCCGCCGCUGUGUGGCAAUUCAAAAUCGAUUGAUAAGAGAAGUGACGAGCGUGUGUUUGCCGAAUUUUCGAAACAAGUUUAAGGGACAAUUACUCAGUUUUUAUUGCCAGUAUAUCGUGAUAGCUUUGGUGAAGAAGCUUCAAGCAAGAGGUUCCGAGUGGUGACCGAUCCAAAGCGCUCGGAUGCACCCCAGCCUCCGCCCAUUGAUAGUUCAGUCAGAAGUUAUUUUAUUAACUUCCAGUUUCUCGUUGUUCCUACCAAUUGUAACUUAUCCGUGGAAUCACAGCCAUCUGUGUGGACUCGAUAUCCAGAGAAUCUGGAAACUAAUCGAGUGGAAGAAACGUGGAGACUGUACAGCAAGAAUGUUGAAAAUUAUCACGAUCCUCGCUCGUCCUUGGUCAUUUUAUCCGUGUGAAAAUCGAUAAGAUAUUUCAUCGUUGUAAACUGAUGAAUUGUAUAAAAAUAUAUUCAUAGUCUUUUUAUACUCUGCAACUCACCUGCUUGCUGAGAAUUGAUUCUACGCUUCCGGUCGGAACACUACUUCUGGUCCGUAUUGAUGUCACGUUGGACAGUUUUAUCCGGCACUCGUAUCUGGCACGAUCUGACAACAGAAAAGUUCACAUUACGAGUACGAUGCCAUCGAAUAAAUAUUGAGGGGUAUUUUUUUCUCCUUGUUUUCAACACUUUCUACUUAUGGAAUACUUGAAUUUUCAUUUAUACGAGAAUGGAGAAAUAUACUUUGGUGAAAUUAUCGAUAGUUUAGUAGUGGAAUCACGAAAAUAUUUUCCGUCAAUCGAUACGGUCAAAGAUUAAGAAAAUAAAUAAAUAAAUAGUACAAAGGCAUGACUCCUACGAUUAAA
Messenger RNA from Venturia canescens, 3066 nucleotides. Its product is annotated as electron transfer flavoprotein beta subunit lysine methyltransferase-like. The transcript is spliced from 4 exons. Gene Ontology annotation, molecular function: protein methyltransferase activity. The record is from RefSeq and is a predicted model, not a curated record. Gene Ontology annotation, cellular component: mitochondrial matrix. Bases 1361 to 2239 code for a protein of 292 amino acids. Lineage: Eukaryota; Metazoa; Arthropoda; Insecta; Hymenoptera; Ichneumonidae.